Molecule: messenger RNA, 316 nt
Organism: Sinocyclocheilus grahami
Lineage: Eukaryota; Metazoa; Chordata; Actinopteri; Cypriniformes; Cyprinidae
Product: pleckstrin homology domain-containing family H member 2-like
Exons: 3
Biological process (GO): negative regulation of actin filament depolymerization
Cellular component (GO): cytoplasm
Molecular function (GO): actin binding
Source: RefSeq, a predicted model, not a curated record
GUGCAAUGGAUGGAAGAGAAUCUAAAGGCAUCAGAUAUCCAGUCGAGUGAUUCAGAGCUGCGGCUGUACAGGCGCUGUCAAAAUCUUCGAAUGCUACUGCAGGAGAAAGAUGAGUUUAUUGCCACCCUAGAGCAGCAGCUGGAGGAACAGAAACAGAACCGAAUCCAAGAUGCCAAGACGGUUGAAGAAAAAGCAGCUAAGAUCAAAGAAUGGGUCAUGAGGAAGCUGAAUGAAUUUGAUAUAGAGAAUGCCUCUCUGAGAGAGAUCAACCAACAGCAGGAGGCUGAGAUGCAAGACCUGAGAAGACGACUGCAAG